CCACCUCCUCCUCCGCGCCCUGGGCCAUGGGGGCGGCUGCCGGCGCGGACGCCCGGGAAGGGGUAGCGCCUCCGCUGGACCCCGGGCGCAGUCUGCCUCUGCCCCUGCCCCGGGGGGGCGGGAGCCCUGCGGCGUCCCAGGACAAGCUCUUCUUAAUCAAAGGUGGAAUUUUUCUAGGUACUGUUGCUACAGCAGGAAUGAUAGCAGGUUUUGGCACCACACUUGCCAUGACAAAAAAGAAGAACCCAGACUGGUUCAGUAAGGGGAUUACUGCCACCGCUGCAUUACCAGAGAGCGGUUCAUCACUGGCCUUACGAGCCCUAGGAUGGGGCUCACUCUACGCGUGGUGUGGAGUUGGAUUGCUCAGUUUUGCCAUCUGGAAGGCUCUGGGUGUGCACAGUAUGAAAGAAUUCCAAACUAAAAUGCAAUCAAUGUUUCCAGCAAUUCCUAAAAAUACUGAGUCCACUGUUGAAUGGGAAGACCUACUUAAAUCCAAGUGAAAGACUCAGAGCCAUUUGGAAGUGUCUUUUUUCAGCAAGAACAGGAGUGGAAGUAGCAGAAGUGUCCCAUCCGAAAAAUAGAGAAGAAAACUCAGACUGAGCAAGUUACUGACUGAGUUCACUGAACCUGUGGAUGCCAGUUAACAUCUAGCAGCAAGGGAAUUCAAAACAAAACAAAGCAAAACAAUUUAUAUUUUACUUUUCAGCGUGCUUGGUAUAGUUCAUUUGUGAGGAAAUGAACCCUCUAAGAUAAGUCGGAUCCAGCUUGAAAAAAGACUCUAUUUUAUGAAGACUUAACGAAGAAACCAAUCUUCAGUAGUAAAUAUAAGGACAAAACGGCAAUGAACUUUUAUCCCAUCCUGUGUCUUAAGAGGAAUUUUAGGAAAUUUCUCCAGAAAACAAAGAACAGUACUUUCAGUGACAUGUCCCAUUAGGAAUGUAACCAUCAAGUCAAUUGUGACAGAUCUGUUACUGAGCCUGAAGGUAAAGCAUACAGUGCACUCUUCUAAAAAUAAAGGAGAUAUUUAAAUUUGCAAGAGAAAGUAUCUAAACCAAACUAUUUUUAUAUGUCUGAAGGGAAAGUUUAAAACAUCCCAUAUGCAAAUAGUGACCUACUGGGCUCCUUUGUAGAGCAUCAGAAGAGAUCUCUACAAAGUGCACUGUUUUCUCAGUAUUAGCUUUUUUUAUUAGAUCCCACAAUAGUGAAUCUGAGAGUUUGCAUAAGUGUCUCUACUAUAUUUGUAUAGCCGUUUAAGUUGUAAAUGAAAAAGGUAUAAAAUAGUGAGACACCCAGUCUGUCCUACAUGAAUAUUUUCAGCUAAGGAAGUGUAUGGGCAGGGCUAGUUUUUUUGUAUUUCAGUAGUUUCUGUGGCUCUUCUACCAGGAGAAGCAAUAUGACAUUUCCCACACUGCAGUAAUCUCGUGAAGUGUGGGCGUAAACUAGGAAGAAUAAUGCCUUACUCAAACAUUAUAUUUGCAGAACUGUAGAUCUGUAAAAAUCCAGAAGUAAAAAAAAAAAAAAAGCUAUCAGUGAACAAUCCUUUGUUGAAUGCUCAAUUAUCAGAUUUUUUUAUUAAUUGCACACAGUCCAAUUAGUCAGUUGUCAGAUUUAAUAAAGUCCUCUUAAAACCUGUCUUUUGUGAUUAAGUCUUUAUAUUCCAAGGAAAGAACAUAAAAAAAAGCUUUAAAUGUCAGAUGAAUAAUAGAGAAGUAUGGUUUUCCUAUGAAACAUGACAGCACUAAAAUAGUAUCUUUAAAGCAAUUGAAGCGUAAUAGUUGACAUCUUUUCCAUAGCUUGAUGCUUGUAAUCCAAUAUUAAAUAAAUUGUGGUGA
This is a messenger RNA of Haliaeetus leucocephalus (bald eagle), 1832 nucleotides long. It is a transcript of the gene TMEM242, whose product is annotated as transmembrane protein 242. Lineage: Eukaryota; Metazoa; Chordata; Aves; Accipitriformes; Accipitridae. The record is from RefSeq and is a predicted model, not a curated record. The transcript is spliced from 4 exons. Bases 27 to 500 code for a protein of 157 amino acids.